AAUCAAAUACUGAUCCAUCAAACUUCAUGCAUUACAUUCCCUUCAGUAGUUAUAUUGUAAGAAUUAUGUGUUUAUAAGAGGGUGUUUAUGAAAAAAGAAUGCAAAACCCCUUCCAUUUUCUCACCAUCUGAAACCCUCUUCUUCCUCGCCGGACGCCAUGCUCGCCUCCAGAGCUGCUCGCCGGUUCCUUUCCUUCUCUCGCUUCGUCUCCCCUUCGAUUCCACUGCGCCAUCUCCACCAAGGAGCUCCGAGACUCGACGGCAAUGCUUCAAUCCACCCCUAUGCGAUCAUUCAUCCCGGCGCCGUUCUCGGCAAGGCUGUUUCAGUUGGUCCCUUCUGCACUGUUGGGUCUGCUGCGAGGAUUGGUGAUGGCUGUGAAUUGCAUCCUGGUUGCCAUGUCGUGGGGGACACUGAGUUAGGUGAACGCUGUGUUGUACUUAGUGGGGCUAUUGUUGGUGCAGAUCUUCCAGGGCGUACGAUCAUUGGUAGAAAUAAUGUUAUUGGGCAUUAUGCGGUAAUUGGAGUGAAGUGCCAAGAUUUGAAGUACAAGCCAGGGGAUGAGUGUUUUCUUAUUGUUGGUGAUAACAAUGAGAUCAGGGAGUAUACUUCCAUUCAUCGGUCUUCUAAAUCAACUGAAAAAACGGUUAUUGGUGACAACAAUCUUAUCAUGGGAUCUUGCCACAUUGCCCAUGAUUGCAAAAUUGGGAAAAAUAAUAUUUUUGCUAAUAACACCUUGUUGGCUGGUCAUGUUGUGGUGGAGGACUACACCCACACCGCUGGCUCUAUUGUCAUUCAUCAAUUUUGUCACAUAGGAUCAUAUUGUUUCAUUGGUGGGGGUUCUGUGAUUGCACAAGAUGUUCCAAAGUAUAUGAUGGUUUCUGGAGAUAGAGCAGAGCUUCGUGGCUUGAAUUUAGAAGGCCUUCGGCGUCAUGGUUUCUCAAGCAUGGAGGAGAAUUUCAUUGUGAAUAGGGCCUUCAAAAAUACCCUGCAGCACGCGUUAGGAUCAGGCAAAUGAAAAGUCAAAGACUUACCAUCUCUGAAAAGAUUUGCUAGCUAUUUGAUUACUUGACUUGAUUUCAAUAGCUCUUACUAACUUUUACAUAGAUGUGAGAAAUGAACAAUGACAUCUGACCUAUUGUAAAUCAAAUUGGUAUCAGAAACUAAAAGAUAUUUAUAUGGUUAUGGAAUUUGGAAGGGUUGUGAUAGUCAAGAUUUCAAGUGAAUUAAAUUUUAAAUGAGCAAUUUCUAGACAAUUGCUGACUCUUUGGUCACUGUGAGCUGCAUUGAGAGCUUUUCUCUACACAUUUUGCUUCCACAAAAAAUGCUAUUUGAAAAUGUAUGACCCUGUUUCAGUGAAAUAUCGCGUUACUAAUUUAUUUCACAUUAACCUAAGUAAUAUGUCUAUAUUUUUAUGCAACUGAUUAUUUAAGGACUGUUAA
Messenger RNA from Dioscorea cayenensis subsp. rotundata (Guinea yam), 1439 nucleotides. Its product is annotated as probable acyl-[acyl-carrier-protein]--UDP-N-acetylglucosamine O-acyltransferase, mitochondrial. The coding region runs from base 158 to 1015 and encodes 285 amino acids. Gene Ontology annotation, biological process: lipid biosynthetic process. The transcript is spliced from 9 exons. The record is from RefSeq and is a predicted model, not a curated record. Gene Ontology annotation, molecular function: acyl-[acyl-carrier-protein]-UDP-N-acetylglucosamine O-acyltransferase activity. Lineage: Eukaryota; Viridiplantae; Streptophyta; Magnoliopsida; Dioscoreales; Dioscoreaceae.